Messenger RNA from Lotus japonicus, 7026 nucleotides. Its product is annotated as helicase and polymerase-containing protein TEBICHI. The transcript is spliced from 26 exons. Gene Ontology annotation, molecular function: DNA-directed DNA polymerase activity; ATP binding; DNA binding. The record is from RefSeq and is a predicted model, not a curated record. Bases 204 to 6728 code for a protein of 2174 amino acids. Gene Ontology annotation, biological process: double-strand break repair; DNA-templated DNA replication. Lineage: Eukaryota; Viridiplantae; Streptophyta; Magnoliopsida; Fabales; Fabaceae.
CCGAAAAUUUUCAAUUUCAAUUUCUAGCCAUCAGGCAGCGCCACUCCAAUAGUGCGAACAAACUGCUUCGUGCGCUCUCUCUUUCAAAUUGGCGCUGGACGCGAUGAUUCAGAGGAUCAUGUGACGCCGUAACGCAUGAUUCUCACGACGAAGAACAAAGACCCAGACAUCUUGCUUCACACUAUCAACACCUCUCUUCUAUCAUGGCUUCUUCUUCGCCUCGGAACCGAAUCAAUCAGUUUUAUGCUUCCAAGAAAAGGAAAGCAGUUUCACCUGUUCCUAAAGUUGGGAGAUUUGAAAAAGGUGCAAGGCAUGGGGUUGAUGGGUCUCCAAGUGCUAAAGGCACUUUGGAUAGUUACUUGGUUGGGUCCCCGGAUGACUGCAAUGAUGUUGGGCGACUGAAUGCGGCUGCUUCCGGUUCAGUUAAGAGAAAUUUGGCAUCAGAGAUUACCAGUUCUCUUGACUAUGGACUUGAUAAGCAGCCUAUUCCAUCAGCUCACGGGCAUCAGAACCCUCAAGCUACUAAGCCAGGUGUCGUUAAUGAAGUGCCUAAGGCGAGUUGUGAUUCGCUUGAAGACGCUAUCCCGGGAAACAGCUUCAGUGGUUUUGAACAUGGUGCCAAAAACUCAGAGCUUAAACAGUUUGUAGCAGACUGUGUGUCGAUCUAUUGCGGUGAAUUACGCCCAAGAAUAAGUUCACCAUCAGAGAUGAAAGUGGAUGGCCACAAGAGAGAUGAUUCACUGAUGUCAGUAGAGGAAAUUAGUAAUACUAUGGGAGAUGGUUCACAACAGAAGUGUAAUGACUCUAGUGAGCCACAUGUUGGUGGUGAAAACAUUUCCAAUGACAAGAUGCCUGAUGAAGUCAUGGCAGGUGUUGUUGGUAAUACUACAGGAGAUGUUUCUGCCUGUUCUGCGAAGGAUUCUGGUGAUGGUGAUGCUAUUGCCCUUGACAUGAGCCUGAGAAAAUGUAGUUAUACUAAUACACCAAAAGCAUCUAAGAGUAUGGCUGAAUGCUAUACACCAGGAUCUUUGAUUGUUAAAGCAUGUAUUAAGGACACUCCAAAGUCAACUCGCGGAAGCUCAAUGUUUUCACCUGGAGAGGCUUUCUGGAAUGAAGCAAUUCAACUUGCUGAUGGUUUGUGUGUCCCCGUGGUUAAUGAUUCUUCUAAAGUUAUAGAAGAAAGUAAUGUGGCAGAAGACCAAGCUGAGGUGAAAAACUCCUGCAACUUACAAAAUUAUGAUGGCAAGCAAAGGAAAGUGCUGGAUCAAAGUAAAAGCAGGAUUUGGGAUAGGGAAAUGAGCACUCCUUUAGGGUUGGCUAGGAUGCACACACAAGAAUCUAUUAAAGAAGCGUCCGGCCUUCCUGUUAAGCAUUUUGAUUUUUCGUUUGAGGACAAGAAUUUGGAUGAAAAUACCCGGCAGAAUUGUUGUGUUGAUGACCUGGUCAAUGUUGCUUGUGGAGCUGGCAGACAGUAUGAAUCUGGUUCUAUCACAGGGCAUGCAUAUGAAAAGAUGAAUGAAGUGCAAGAAAAGGCUUCAGUAGAUGCAUUAGGCAAGAGACUGUGUCAGGAUAAUGCUAGUAUGACGUCUAAUUCACCCCCUAAUCAGGUCAUGACAGCAAUCGGUAGACAUGCAUCUGAUGAAGCUAGUACUCCUUCAAGUAGCGUGAAACUAAAUGAUCAUUUAGACCUAAGUAGCUGGCUUCCACCUGAAAUAUGCAGCAUAUAUAGAAAGAAAGGAAUUUCAAAGCUUUAUAGUUGGCAGGUUGACUGCCUGCGGGUGAAUGGUGUCCUACAGAGAAGAAAUCUUGUAUAUUGUGCUUCUACAAGUGCAGGUAAGAGUUUUGUUGCUGAGAUUUUAAUGCUGCGGAGAGUGAUAACAACUGGAAAAAUGGCAGUGCUUGUUCUUCCAUAUGUAUCAAUUUGUGCUGAAAAGGCAGAACACCUUGAACAGCUUCUUGAGCCACUUGGUAAACAUGUUCGUAGUUAUUAUGGAAAUCAAGGUGGCGGGACACUUCCUAAAGAUACUUCUGUAGCUGUCUGCACUAUAGAGAAGGCCAACUCAUUAAUUAAUAGAUUACUGGAAGAGGGCCGCCUUUCGGAAAUGGGAAUUAUUGUGAUAGAUGAACUGCAUAUGGUUGGUGAUCAGAGUAGAGGUUAUCUUCUCGAACUUAUGUUGACAAAGCUUCGUUAUGCAGCAGGGGAAGGUAGUACAAAAUCGAGUGAUGGAGAGAGUUCAGGUGGAAGCAGCGAAAAGGCUGAUCCUAUUCAAGGUCUGCAAAUAGUUGGAAUGAGUGCAACAAUGCCAAACGUUGCAGCAGUUGCUGAUUGGCUUCAAGCAGCACUGUACCAGACAGAGUUCCGGCCAGUUCCUUUAGAAGAAUAUUUUAAAGUUGGUAAUUCAAUAUAUAACAAGAGUAUGGAACUUUCUAGAACAAUCUCAAAAGGAGCUGACCUUGGUGGUAAAGAUCCAGAUCACGUUGUUGAACUAUGUAAUGAGGUAGUUCAAGAGGGACAAUCAGUUUUAAUUUUUUGCUCCAGCCGAAAGGGUUGUGAAUCAACUGCAAAGCAUGUUGCGAAGUUCCUUAAGAGGUUUACUUCUGAUAUUAAUGAGAAAGAUUGUGAGUUUGCUGAUAUUACUUCUGCUAUUAACUCCUUGAGAAAGUGCCCUGCCGGGUUGGACCCCAUAUUAGAGGAAACGCUUCCAGCUGGUGUUGCAUUUCACCAUGCUGGACUUACGGUUGAGGAAAGAGAGAUUGUUGAAACCUGUUACCGAAAAGGGCUUUUACGUGUUUUAACUGCCACUUCGACCCUAGCAGCUGGGGUUAAUCUACCCGCUAGGAGGGUAAUUUUCCGCCAACCGAGAAUCGGUUGUGAAUUUUUAGAUGGAACAAGGUACAAGCAGAUGGCUGGGCGUGCAGGUCGAACUGGAAUUGAUACAAAAGGAGAAAGUAUACUCAUCUGCAAAGCUGAAGAGACAAAAAAAGUUAUGGGACUUCUUAAUGAAAGCUGUCCCCCGUUGCAUUCCUGUUUAUCUGAAGAUAUGAAUGGAAUGACUCAUGCAAUCUUAGAAGUGGUGGCUGGAGGAAUUGUUCAAACUGCUAGUGAUAUUCACCGGUAUGUUAGAUGUACUCUUUUGAACUCCACAAAACCAUUUCUUGACGUGGUGAAGUCUGCACAAGAGUCCCUUCGAUGGUUGUGCCAAAGAAAAUUUCUUGAAUGGAAUGAAGAGACGAAACUGUACAGUACCACACCUCUUGGACGUGCAGCUUUUGGCAGUUCUCUCUGUCCAGAAGAAUCACUUAUUGUUUUAGCCGAUCUUUCGAGGGCAAGGGAAGGAUUUGUGCUCGCAUCAGAUUUGCAUUUAGUUUACUUGGUGACACCAAUCAAUGUUGAUGUUGAGCCAGAUUGGGAAUUGUACUAUGAGCGUUUUGUGAAAUUGUCUCCUAUUGAUCAGUCAGUUGGUAAUCGAGUGGGUGUGACCGAACCAUUCCUGAUGCGUAUGGCACAUGGUGCACCGUUACGUUCUUCAAACAAGUCCAGAAAUAAUACAAGAUGGUUGAACAAUAAACGACAAAAUCAACUUGGGAUUUCCAAUGGAUCAAACAACUCCGAUGAUCAAACACUUCGUGUUUGUAGAAGAUUCUAUGUUGCUCUCAUUUUGUCACUUCUAGUUCAGGAAACCUCUGUGGGUGAGGUUUGCGAAGCAUUUAAAGUUGCCAGAGGAAUGGUUCAAGCCUUGCAAGAGAAUGCUGGUAGGUUUGCAUCUAUGGUUUCUGUGUUCUGUGAGAGGCUUGGGUGGCAUGAUCUUGAAGGCUUAGUUGCUAAGUUUCAAAAUCGUGUAUCAUUUGGAGUUAGGGCAGAGAUUGUAGAGCUUACCACCAUUCCCUAUGUUAAAGGCUCUCGAGCCAGAGCACUCUACAAAGCAGGCCUACGUACGCCUCUUGCAAUUGCUGAAGCAUCCAUUCCUGAAAUAGUAAAAGCACUUUUUGAAUCUUCAUCAUGGGCCACCGAAGGUUCUGCACGGAGGAGCGUACAAUUUGGUGCUGCAAAGAAGAUAAAGAAUGGUGCUCGCAAGAUAGUUCUUGAUAAAGCUGAAGAGGCAAGGGUUGCUGCUUUUGAAGCCUUUAAGUCUCUUGGAUAUAAUGUCCCACAGUUUGCUCCCCCAAUAUUGUCCACUGCUGCAUGCGAUUCUAUCAGGCUAGAACCUGAAAGUACCUCUGGAAGGGACACAGCCGAUACUAGUCUUAGCUUUGUUGAUGCAAACCACGUUGAUAAAUCUUAUAAGUUUGCUUUCAAAAAAGAAAAAGAAGAUUUGAUUAAAUCUUCUGAAAAUGAUGCUCUUGCUUCUGUUGAAGGAAAAUCAAGCAGGGUGAUGCCAUGUAGCUUGUCUACUGUUCCAGUCGUAGGACCUACAAAGAAUGAGCUCAAUGCGACUUUGGACCCUUCCAAAGAUCCCGAUGUGACAAUCCUUUCUGUUGAAUUACAGAAAACAAAUGAUAAAUCCAGUAAAGAUGAUGGAUGCCAUACUUGUGGUACAGAGGAGAAACAUCAGAGUAGAAUUUUCGCUGAGGCUAAUGUCGAUAGUUCCAGCCAGAAAGGCCCCAUUAAUGCAGUUAGUAGUCCUGGAGGGCUUGAUUCAUUUUUGGAUCUGUGGGACACUAAGCCAGAGUUCUACUUUGAUAUCCAUUACAUUAAACGAUUGGAAUUGCACACUAGUGCCCCUUUUGAAGUAAAUGGCAUAGCAGUCUGUUGGGAAAACUCCCCUGUGUACUACCUUAAUCUUCCCAGGGAUAUUCUGUUGUCUGCCAAUGGAAAAGAUGACUGUGUUUCCUUGACUGCAUGCAGUUUUAGGCAGAAGCUUUCAUCUUCUAAUUCUAAGCAAGAUUUGGCUCAUGCUAUGUCUAGAUGGAGCAGGAUUAGUAAAAUAAUAGGGAAAAGUAAUGUCAGAAAGUUCACCUGGAAUUUGAAGAUUCAGAUUCAGGUGCUGAAAAAGCCUGCAGUUUCAGUUCAGAGAUUUGGUUGCUUGAACACUCUUGGAAAAGUAAUGGACCUUGAAGUUGUAGAUAAUUCUUACAUAUUAUUGCCCCCGAUCUUUGUUAAAGAUGCAAUUGACAUGUGCAUUGUGGCUUGGAUUCUGUGGCCAGAUGAAGAGAGGAGUUCUAAUCCAAACUUGGAUAAGGAGGUAAAGAGACGGUUAUCCUCUGAAGAUGCUGCAGCAGCUAAUCAGUGUGGCAGGUGGAGGAAUCAGAUGCGGAGAGCUGCUCAUAAUGGUUGUUGUCGUCGGGUUGCUCAAACACGGUCGUUAUGUUCUGUUCUUUGGAAAUUACUUGUUUCUGAGGAACUUCUUGAAGUGCUUAUGGGAAUAGAAAUCCCAUUGGUGAAUGUCCUUGCUGACAUGGAGCUUUGGGGAAUUGGUGUUGAUUUGGAGAGAUGCAUUCAGGCUCGUAAGUUGUUGGUAAAAAGGCUGAAGCAUCUUGAGAAGGAAGCUUAUAAACUGGCUGGGAUGACAUUUUCAUUACAUACGCCAGCGGAUAUUGCUAAGGUGCUCUUUGAUCACUUGAAGUUGCCCAUACCUGAUGGGCGAAAUAAGGGAAAACAUCAUCCAAGUACGGACAAGCACUGUUUGGAUGCACUAAGGCAUGAACAUCCCAUUGUUCCAAUCAUCAAAGAGCAUCGAACAAUGGCAAAGCUCUUGAACUCUACCCUAGGAUCAAUUUGUUCUCUGGCUAGACUUUCUGUAAAUACACAAAAAUACACAUUACAUGGUCAUUGGCUCCAGACAUCCACCGCAACUGGUCGGCUUUCAAUGGAGGAACCUAAUCUUCAGUGUGUUGAGCAUACAGUGGAAUUCAAAAUGAAAGCGAAUGAAAAUGGAGGUGAUGUUCUUGAGAAUCAUUGCAGAAUUAAUGCCCGUGACUUCUUUGUCCCUACUCAGGACAACCGGUUACUGUUAACAGCAGAUUAUUCUCAGAUAGAAUUGAGGUUGAUGGCACACUUCUCUAAAGACUCCUCGCUUGUUGAACUUCUCAGUAAGCCUGAUGGAGAUGUCUUCAAAAUGAUAGCAGCAAGAUGGAUUGGGUGUCCUGAGGUUUCUGUGAAUUCUCAACAGAGAGACCAAACAAAAAGGAUGGUGUAUGGCAUUCUUUAUGGUAUGGGUGCCAAUAGCCUUGCUGAACAACUGGAUUGCACCUCGGAUGAAGCUGCUGAAAAGAUUGCGAACUUCAAAAGCUCUUUUCCUGGUGUUGCUUCCUGGCUUCAUGAAGCUGUUGCAUUUUGUCGUAGUAAAGGAUACGUGAAGACUCUUAAGGGAAGAAAACGAUUUUUGUCAAAAAUAAAAUUGGGCAGCGGUUCGGAAAAAUCAAAAGCUCAGAGGCAAGCUGUGAAUUCCAUAUGUCAGGGAUCUGCUGCAGACAUAAUUAAGAUUGCAAUGGUAAAAAUUUACUCUGCAAUUGUCCCUGAAGCUGAAAGCCCGGGUUCCAGUUCUACGGUUUCAGCUAAGUUCCACAUGCUUAGAGAUCGUUGCCGGAUUUUAUUACAGGUACACGAUGAACUAGUGCUGGAAGUUGAUCCUUCUGUUAUAACAGAAGCUACCCUACUGUUACAGACAAGCAUGGAGAAUGCAGUCUCACUUCUUGUUCCUCUGCAUGUGAAACUUAAGGUUGGAAGAACAUGGGGAUCUUUGGAGCCGUUUGCACCUGAUAAAUAUAAGAAUGACACUGAAUCCUGAAGCCCAAAAAUUUCUUUUUGUUCAUGGCAGAGUCCUCGUUGAGUAAAAGCAAAAUGAGUUUCACUGCCUAGCAAGUGGCUACACUGAUAUCAUCUAAAAUUCAUUACGACCAUUUUUUAUGUACAGGAUAUUGAAAUAAAAGUUUGGUGAUUUGUAUAUAUUCAUUUCGAUUAUGGAGAUGUAAGGCCGAAAACGACGUACAUGAUUAACUCUCCCCAUAAACCGGUUCAAUCAAAUUGUAAUGUAAACUUAAAUAAGGUUACAUUUGUUAAUUAGUUUGUUUGAAAUUAUUAUUUCA